Molecule: messenger RNA, 4030 nt
Organism: Lampris incognitus (smalleye Pacific opah)
Lineage: Eukaryota; Metazoa; Chordata; Actinopteri; Lampriformes; Lampridae
Gene: insig2
Product: insulin induced gene 2
Exons: 7
Coding region: 217-945 (242 amino acids)
Biological process (GO): SREBP signaling pathway; cellular response to insulin stimulus; SREBP-SCAP complex retention in endoplasmic reticulum
Cellular component (GO): SREBP-SCAP-Insig complex; endoplasmic reticulum
Source: RefSeq, a predicted model, not a curated record
AGUGUCCCAAGUUGGCGAGAAGGCUAAUUUUACAGUGCGCUUAGUUUGGUAUCAAAUCCAGAUAAUUUACCAUUUAAAGUUUGUACGAAAUGCAGGAUUUUAUCUUUGAAAUGUAUAUUUCAACAUAAGUGCUGAGAUGUCGGUGGAAGGUAUUGAGCUCACGGAUGGAUAGAUUUGGCAGACAGAAAUACAUUUUUUUCCGUUUGAGAAUUACGAAUGUCCCUAACAUUGACUGCCAUGGCUGACAACACAGUGACCAGUGGCCAGCAACAGCGGUCGGGGUCUGAGCAGUUGCCACGACCCUUCCGCGGGCCUUACAUUUCAGUCAUCACUAACAGGACCACUAACCUGGUGAUACGCAGUGCCAUGCUGUUCUCUGUGGGGGUGUUCCUGGCCCUGGUGCUGAACUUACUGCAGGUGCAGAGAAAUGUCACCCUCUUCCCCCCAGACGUCAUCAGCAGUAUCUUCUCCUCAGCCUGGUGGGUGCCACCCUGUUGUGGUACUGCCUCAGCUGUGAUCGGGCUCCUGUACCCCUGCAUCGACAGCCGACUCGGGGAGCCCCACAAGUUCAAGCGGGAAUGGUCCAGCGUGAUGCGCUGUGUGGCUGUGUUUGUGGGCAUCAACCAUGCCAGUGCUAAAGUGGACUUUGCCAACAACGUGCAGCUGUCUCUGACUCUGGCAGCACUCUCCAUCGGCCUGUGGUGGACAUUUGACCGCUCCCGCAGUGGCUUUGGUCUGGGAGUGGGCAUCGCCCUGUUGGCAACACUGGCAACCCAGCUCCUGGUCUACAAUGGAGUCUUUCAGUACACUUCUCCAGAUUUCCUCUAUAUUCGCUCUUGGUUACCUUGUAUCUUCUUUGCUGGUGUGAUAACCAUGGGAAACAUAGGACGGCAACUAGCUUUGUAUGAAUAUAAAGUUGUUCAAGAGAAGACCCAUCAAGACUGAGGGAAUCUGAGCUCCAUCAAACCUCUGUUCAUAAUGAUGUCUUUGUUUCUUUGCGCCAAUGCAAAGCCAAAAGCAGCUCAUAAAAGGAUGUCUGUAUGUUGCGCCAAUUGGGAUUGGUCAACUCCAGCAAAGGCAGGAUCAGACAAUCACAGCCAGUUGAUAAUGGGCUCCUCAUUUGUUGCGUGGUGCUUUCUGUCGGACAAGGCAGUGUUUUUGAUCGGCUUUUGUUGGCCCAUUCAAGACUCGGGGCAACCUCAGCUACAUUGUGAUCCUUCAUUUACCGAAGUGAGUAAUGAAAGCAGAGGCUUUUUUAAAUAUUUUUUUUUCUUUUAGGACAUUUUAUCCAUGAUGCUGUCUGUGAUGGCAACUCAACUGGAACAUAAUUAGCGGCAAAAGUGUCGUCAUUCACAUCAACUCAGCCCUUGUGUUUCAAAAAUGUUGGCUCCAUUGUGCCAAAUGCUUAAUACUCAUAUGCUAAUAUGACAUUGUUCUCUGCACAUCUUUCAUCCACUGGGGGAGAAUCUUUGCAUAGCUAGCUUAUAUCUAGAGAGAUAUAUAUGUACAUAUUUUAGGCUUUUACUGUCUAUAUUAAGCUUGUAUACAUCUGCACUCAUUUGGUAGUGUUUAUCUUUGUUUGGAGGGAUUUAAGAUGUGCAUUCCUGUAUCUAUGCUUUGGAUAUCAGAACAAAGGGGGCUGUGUUCAGUGUUGCUGCACUGCCAGGUGCCAUUCCAGCAUUCAUAUCCAGUGGGUAUUUCCACCUGCCUUACCUGUCCCUGUACUGGGCCCUAUGUUAAACACUUAAAAUCUACAGUAUCAUUGAACCCAAUAAAGAAAUCUAAAGUUCACUCCCAGUUUGGACUAUGAAAAGCUGUGAGGGCUUUAGCAUGGGGGGAUGAUAUACAUUUGGCUGAAUUUAAGCAGGUGGACAAAGUCUGAUUGCUUUAUUCAAGUGUAAACCAGAUUUGAUUUCAAUUAAUUGCUGACUUUUAGAAGUAAGAUUCAGAUUCUGUGCAAACGCAGCCCUUUGUUUCUUCUGCAGUAGGAAUGCCAAACUACCCAGAUAAUUUGGAGAAAAAAAUAAGUUUUCUGGAGCACUUGAACAACAGUUGAAUACUAUCUAUUUUAAACAAUGUAUCAGACAGUUAAAGCAAUAUAAUGAAGGCAUUGAGUUAAGAUGGAUAGCGUUUUUUUCCUAAAGCUGCUACAUGCAACUUGUAAAUUUAUCUGGGGUGCCCUUGAUUUAUCUGAUAGUGUGUGAUCUUCAUCAGCCGAAUAUGGAAAUUGAACAUUUACCAUUAUGAUGCUCAUAUAAAUACCAUAUGUCAGAUUCUUGACAACGUCAUGAAGUUAAAGUGGCUGUAGACAACUUUCAACCUUCCCCCCCUUGCGUUUUCAAAAAAAAUGUUUUGUUUUGUUUGCGCUGCCAUCGCAAAGACAACCGGAUUGCUUCUGUCCAAAGCAAGAAACAACUGUAACUAGAAAACCCGAUCUCACUGCUAUGAUAAAGGCAGAGGUAAAACAUCCGGUCAUAAUGAUAAGUAGACGGGUUGUGUUACUUACUGAUCCAGCAGAAAGAAUGCUAACUUAAUGUCGGCUUGAAGCCAUCUCAAGUCCCUGGUGUUGCAUCGAACUCUUGUUUCUCCAUCAAAAUCUGUUUCCUCCUAGCCAGAGUUCAGUACAACACUGGGACACUUGUGUAACCUUAACCUAUCCUCAACCUAACUUCAACCUAACCUUAACCUAAUGCUUACCUUAACCUAAUUGUAACCAAUAGCUUACCUGGUUCCAUGCGAACGCUUUCAUCUCAGUAGGGGGAAACAUCUUGGCAAGGAAACUGAGUUCGAUACAACACCGGAGCCCUCUCCAUCAAGAGAAUACCCGUCCGAGGCUUGCUCUUGUUUUAUUUCUCUUUCUGUCACUCCCCCUCUUUACCUUCUUUGCCUCCUCCAUCAAUAGGUUCUUUUUCUCUUGCGGGGUAGAGUUUCCACUGUCACUUCGGUUGUUCCACCAUCCACCAUUUCUGCUACUGGGGAUAGCUACCAGGGAAAACAAAAGUGCUAUCCUCUUCCUAUUUUGGUUGCACAAUGGUUGACGCACUUCCUUUUUAGCCGUAAAUCGAGGCUUCAUUUUCCUAUGAGAUUGUACCCAGUGGCAAGGCUUUUAGAGAACCAAUCUAAACGCCGAUGGUGUCAUUAUUCUAUAGCCAUUACACUGAGCAAUCAACAUUUACUUCAUAAUGAUAAGUUAAAGCAAAAAAGUUGUCUACUGCCACUUUAAGUGUCAGACUUUUUUUUUCCCCCCUCAUUCAGAAAAGGAAACUUUCAAACAUUCAGGAUUGGAUGUUGAUUUUCCUAAAUCCCAUUUGGGAUGACAUUUAUUCAUCAAAUGCCAUUAGAUAAUGAUAAUCAGAUAAUGUCAACAUGACAAAACAGCUUACUCUUACCACAGGACCAGUUUGGUGUUCGUGUCAAGGCAAGUACAUUCCAAUUAAAAUGGAUGCAAGUAAAAGAUUCAGAUUCAGUGUUAUAAUUCUGUCAAAGGUUCUUAUUCUACUGGUGUAGAGUAGUUGUUUUGUUUUCAACUGAUAUGUAAUGCUGUAUGCCAGAAGUGUUGUCAGGUUGGAAAGUUUGAGGAUGGGAGGAUUUUUUUGGAAAAUCCAGAGGAAAUUGGGAGUGUUUCCUGUGUCAACAGAGGGAUGGAACACCGCACGGUCAAGGGAACAUUUUUGAUCUUUUUAUGCUUUAAAUCCAUGCAGGUCCAAAAAAAUUACAUGUAUUUUUUUUUCAAAAAAGGAAACUUUAAAAAAUAGUGUUUUUGUAAUGUUUAUGACUUAGGUUGCAGAACAACAUAGCAACACAGUGAAAUACUUUUUUUUUUUUUAUUGAAACAUGCUAUGUUUCAUGUCGGCGUCGCAUCUGCAGGAUUUAUGAUUGAGAAACAGAGACAGACAUUUUUAUUUCGUUUUUACAGAAACUGGAAAUUAAGUUGUGUGUUAAACAGGGACUGAAUGAACCCGCAUACUAAUGCUGCCUCUGGUAUCUGAACAUGUGCAAUCUCUUUUGGUGUAAUAAAUACUAUGACUUU